GCCCGCAGUCGCCGUCCCGCCGCCGUCGCGUGCGCACCUCGCUGUCCGUGUGUGUGUGUGAUGUACUAGUGUUGUAGUGUGUGUACAACAUGCAGGGCCGGGAUAAGUUGUGUGCCAAGCUCACGAGCGCCUUUCUUAGGAAGUGGUGGUUCGUGCUCGCGUCAGCAAUAGUGCUGUUGCUGGCCGGCAUAAUCUGCGCCAUAUUCUUUGGCACCUGGGUCCGGCUGUUCAUAGACCAUGAGUUGGUCCUCCGGCCGGGAUCCAUGACGUUCGAGUGGUGGGCGAGGCCCCCCGUGCGGCCCUUCGUCAAAGUAUACGUCUACAACGUCACCAACGCUGACGAGUUCCUCAACAAUGGCAGCAAGCCCGUGCUAGACGAAUUGGGACCUUAUAUAUACUCACAAGAAUGGGAGAAAGUGAACAUCACCGACAACGAGAACGGAACCCUGUCGUUCCACUACAAGAGGACGUACACGUACCGACCAGACCUCAGCGGGCGGUCGGACGACGACGCGGUGGUCGUGCCCAAUAUACCUAUGCUGAGCGCCACAUCGCAAUCCAAGCACGCCGCGCGCUUCCUCCGGCUUGCCAUGGCGUCCAUCAUGGACAUCCUGAAGAUCAAGCCGUUCGUGGAGGUGUCGGUGGGGCAGCUGCUGUGGGGCUACGAGGAUCCGCUGCUCAAGCUGGCCAAGGACGUGGUGCCGAAGGAACAGAAACUGCCGUAUGAGGAGUUUGGGUUGUUCUAUGGGAAAAACGGCACAUCCUCAGACAUCGUCACCAUGUUUAGCGGUUACGAGGACAUGAAGACUUACGGAAUCUUCGAGCGGUACAACGCCCGCGACAAGUUGCCUCACUGGACAACCGACCAGUGCAACAGCAUAGCCGGCUCUGAUGGGUCCAUCUUCCCCCCUCAUAUCACGAGGAAUGACACGCUGAAGGUCUACGAUAAGGAUCUGUGCCGGCUCCUGCCUCUACAAUACCUCCGCGACGUGGAGUCCCCAGCGGGCGUGCAAGGAUACCGCUUCACCCCGCCGCUCGACGUGUUCGCUGCCGAUGACCACAACCGGUGUUUCUGCCCCGCUGGACCGCCGUGCGCGCCCUCUGGAUUGUUCAAUGUGUCUCUGUGCCAAUAUGAUUCCCCGAUCAUGCUAUCGUUUCCCCACUUCUACCUGGCGGACGAGAGCCUCCGCGACGCCGUCGAAGGCAUCUCGCCUCCCGAAGCGGAGAAGCACAGACUCUACAUCGAUGUGCAGCCUGAGAUGGGCAUAGCGAUGAGCGCCCGCGCCCGCAUCCAGAUCAACCUGGCCGUGUCGCAGGUCGUCGAUAUCAAGCAGGUCGCCAACUUCCCCGACAUCGUGUUCCCUAUCCUGUGGUUCGAAGAGGGUAUCGACGAGCUGCCCGAGCAGGUGUCGUCGCUGCUCCGGCUGGCGACGCGGGCGCCGCCGAUCGCGCGCGCCGCGCUCGGCUGGGGGCUCUCCGCGCUCGGCGUGCUGCUGCUGCUGCUCGCCGUCACCUGUCUCAUUCGAUCAUCUCACCGCCAAAGCACGCUACGGCUGGAAGGGCACGCCGUCGCCAAACCCCCGCCCGCCAAAGUGCCCAGCAAAGACAACGGGUACGAACUCAACAACAGAAGAUAACUCCCGCGCCGCUAGACAAUCACUCGAGGCGGCCAGAGAUGGCGCUACUGCGCGACGGUAGUGUCUGGUAUACAGUAAUAGAUGGCGCCACUGUCUAGCAAAAAUAUUCGGAAACAUGUACGCGAAUUGAAGUUUGAAGUUCGUCUAUCUGUAUCACUGUCGCUCUUGCACUAAUCGGGUGAAUGAGAUGGCGAUAUACGAACUUGGAACUUCAGAUUUCGCGAUAAUGCUUCUGAAACUUAAAUGAAACAGAUAAGUUAGGAAUGAGCGUUCUAAGACUUUUUAUUUUGAUCGUUACCUUAACAAGGCUCAGUGCCGCCACCUAUUUUUUCUAAUAGGAAAAGAACUGAAUCUCAUACGUAUCUUUAAGAGACAGUGGUCGUCUCGGGUGUAAAAUAGAUUUAUUAAAUGCGAAAACAAAUUAAACAUCAAAAACUGGAUAAAUUAUUUAAAACGUUAACAAGAAUAUUUAAGCUCGCAGGAACGAUAGGAAGGAAUUAUUUAAAUGUUCUGAAUUCUUCCAUUUUAUUUUAGGAUUAUUAGUAAUAAACAAAUCGCUGCAACUUAUGAGUUGCAUUGACCAAACAGUAGAUGGCGUUGCCAAACUUAAAAAUAGUUCUUUUCAUUUGUUCCGAUGAUACUUUUAAAAUUAAAUAUAAACUGACAUAAAAAGCUUAUUUUUAUCAACUGACAUAAAUAGAGAUUGUCUUUUUUACAAAUAGCAAAGACAUUUUUAUAAAUAAUAUUAAAAGAAUUGUAUCGAUGUAACUUAAUUUAGUGCUGAAAAAAUAACUUUUCGAGUUGUUUUUGUAUUAUUUUUAAUGAGCGACUCGACGACUUAUUUUUUUUUUUUAUAAAAUGUUAUUCGACCGUUUUGUAUUCAGGUCGGCUUCUACUUAAACAACGAUUGUGAUACAAACAUUACAAUUGUGUCAAAUAAUGAACAAAAUGUAAUUUUGUGAGGAAUUAAAUUAAAUUAAAUUUUGUAUUUUCUAUACUUAUACUAUAUUACUUGUAAAUAUGUCCUAUGUAUAUGUGCUAAUGAUGGGUCAGUUGUAAUGGUAUUUAACGGUUGUUUUGACCCCAAUUUAUAGGCAAUAAACACUAGAUGACGCUAUUUUUUCACUAAACACGGUCGCUAAGAAAAACCGCUUCUAGUAUAUCAUGUUCCUCGUAAUAUUUUUCAUAACUCAACUUUAAGUAUUACGCUAAAAACCUAACCUAAAAAACAUUUAUUUUUCAAAAUUGCGCCAUCUAGUGUUUUUUUGCCGAUUUAACUCAUGUUCUUCUUAAUUUGGGCUUGGGUUGCCAUGUAAUUUGUUUUAUCGGUCUUAAGGCAAAUAUGAUUGACAUACUAUUAUUAUAAAGACCGGUUACGAAUUUACGUCAUCUCGUCAUUUUAAUUCUCCCAACUUUACAGUCCUUGGCUUGGCUUAUUUCAAAAGACAUAACCUCAAAACCACAACCUCCCUAACCUAUAGUCUGACAAAUAAGAGUAGAUAUUAAAAAGUGGCAAUACUGUCGUGUCUUCCCUUUCAAAUCAAUCUAUAUAAGAAAACGGGACGACACUACAGUAUUGCCACUUUUUAAUUUCUACACUUUUUUUGUCAGACUAUAAAAAUAAGGUUCUUUUUACAAACUAGCAAAAACCGUUAUUUUAAGAUCACAAUAUUGGUUAUUUUUUUAUGAAGAAUUAAAUUGUCCUUAAUCGAAAGGUGACUUGAAUUUGUAGCCAGCCUGUACUUACCAAUAGCUAGUCUUUAAUCUCGUGGGUCCGUCCAUAGUUUUAUAUUUUUUUUAUGUAUUAACUUUAAAAUAUUUUCUUACCAUUUUAUUUCGUAGUUCUUUUUAACUAUCUUGGAAAGGUUAGUACGUAGUAAGUCAUUUAAUGUAAUUCUUAGUUUAGGUUCGGUGCGUUACCUCCGGGAUGAAAUGUAUUGUAUUUGCGCAUUCGUGUAAAAUGACAUGGUUUUAGAAACCAUAUAUCCAUAUAAAAAAAAAUAAUGAAAGCGCCACCUAACGGCAACUGUUCUCAAUAUGUCACCUCACAGGUAACCAGUACUAAUUUUAAAACAAAUUGAAUACUACUCACGCAUCUAUAUUGCUUUGAGCUCUACAGAAAACGUCAUGUAGGCGACAAGGGGCCUAUUUAUUGUAGAUUCUACAUUCUGUAUCUCUUAUUCAAACUUUGGGUAGGUAUUUGAGUUUCUGUAGAUACCCUGUAACAAUUACCUUUUCUUUAAGCAAUAUAAACAACAAAUAUAGAGAACAGUCUGUUAGAUGUUGUAAAUUUAUGGAUUUCAGUUAGAUAAUUUCAUAACACAUCACGUCUGGAAUCAAGACAAUACUUUGACUUUAUAAAGUAGGGUGGUAUUUGACGCAUCACAUUCCAUGUAAGGUAAAUUAGACUGACAUUGGUAAAUAUGACUUUAAUAUGACAUUUCAAUAUUGAAUCUUACAAUUUACUUCAUAUUUUUGUAAACAUAUUUUCAAAUUCUUAAUGUAUAUUGUAUUUUGGAUUCCAAUUAUGACAUGUUAUAAAAUGUUUGUUAUUAUAUAUCACUUGUUGACUGGCAUGUUUUAUCCGCAUGACAAUACUUAUAUUAGCCAAAUAUGUCCUAGCACUUGUGAACUUUAAAAAGCGACCUUUUUAUUAUUGUUGUAGGUUACAAAGAAUAUUUACAAUUUGGUGCCUGUGACCAGGAUAUUUUUAUUUAUAAUCAAAUAUUAUUAGAAAAAGCGGGGCUUAUUUUAUAUGCAAUAAUAAAUACGUAAUUCUAUUUAUACACGAUGCAACAAUUUAUGUGAUGUAGGCCUUAAUUUUCAAAACAAAGUCAUCUGAUAAAUGUUAUUUUUAAAUCUAUUAAAAUGUACCAAAGCGCCAAGCCAGAUUUUUCAUAAUAAAGCAAAGACGGCAGAAUUUGAAAGCGUUUUUGACAAUGUUUAUUAAUGGUCGUCACAGUGCUAGGUCUGUGGGUGCUAUGCUCAAACUACAGACAUAUCACACGUAUGCUAGUGCUCAGUGCUCAAGUCUGUUAGACGGAACGAGUGUGUAAAUAAAGGUGUAUGUUAUAUGACAA
Molecule: messenger RNA, 4717 nt
Organism: Cydia splendana
Lineage: Eukaryota; Metazoa; Arthropoda; Insecta; Lepidoptera; Tortricidae
Gene: emp
Product: scavenger receptor class B member 1
Exons: 11
Coding region: 90-1637 (515 amino acids)
Cellular component (GO): lysosome; membrane; cytoplasm
Molecular function (GO): scavenger receptor activity
Source: RefSeq, a predicted model, not a curated record